AUGGAGCUUACAACGGGAAGUUGUAAGAGAUUGAAAGAUUUAAAACAAAGGGAAUUUGCUCGCAAUGUGGCUUCAAAGUCAUGGAAAGAUGAGAAGAAACAGGAAAAAGCACUCAAGCGGCUCCACCAGCUUGCAGAGUUACGGAAGCAGUCAGAAUGCAGCAUCUCUGGGAAUGGACCAUUGCUUAAAGCCCCCAGAUUAGUCAUGGAAAAGCAGCAAUUGCCAGAUGGCAUUUUCCUGUACAAGGGCAGCAAGUUCACAGCCAGUUCUCAAAGAACUGCCACUAGUGAAGGACAAGGUUUCUCCAGCAGCUUACUAGAGAAACAGCAGCUUAUCAUAAGCAGGCAACAGUCACCUACUGAAAGAUCCCAUGCACUUGGCAAUCAAAUUUCACACGCAUUCCCAGAUAGCACCAGUACUUCUCAAAGGGCUGGAGUGUCUUUCUCAUUCUCUAAAAAAGUCCCUUUGAAGCUUGAGUCCUCAGCAUCAGUCUUCAGUGAGAACUCUGAAGAAGGAAAUGAUUGUAGUGAAUCCCCCAACCUUUGCAAAAUAAAGCAAGCUCUUGAGGGCUGUCGUUCUGGCACACUUUUGGAGGAGGAUAUGAAAGCAAGCUUGGAUAAAGGGUCACCUAUUACACCAGAACAAACAGAUUUGGAUGAUAGUGCAUCAAAUCACAUAGCUGCAAAACCUAAAAUGUUAAAGGAAAAUAAUAAAUGUAGUGAUAGAGGAUUAGAAGAAAAGGUCAGUGCUCAUCCUUCAUUUUCCAAGGUCAAAAUACAGCUUUCAAAUUUGGAUUUUUCUGGUUCAUUUAGAGAAACAGAGCAAGAGAGCAAAUUGAAUGAGUCUGAGCAAUUGUUAGAAACUCUCAUUUCACCUCCAUGCCAAGCUAGCAACUUUUUUACACAGCUGAACACCUACAAGCACAGCAACGCGCACCUGCCUGACCAGUUACCUGAGCUCCCACAACAGCCAGCACCCGAGCUGGCAUGUUCAAGCAACAUUAAUGACAGUCCUGGGGUGAUAAAAAGAGAAAGAUCUUCGGAGAGUUCAGAAACUACAAAAACGAAUGUGGAAAUGCUUCCAAGGGAGGCCAUGGUUAAAGAGGCUAAGCCCCAGGCAUUGCCUUUCCUCCAUGUAGUGAGCAAAGAUGGCACCACUGCUUUGCAAUGGCCCACAGAACUACUUUUGUUUACAAAAACUGAGCCCUGUAUUUCAUAUGGCUGUAAUCCAUUGUAUUUUGACUUUAGACUCUCUUUAAAUCACAGAGAUGGUAAAAAGCAUGAAACAAACAAAGCAAGCUGUAAAGAGCACUCUAUAAAUAAGACUGCAGAUGAAAACGAAGCCUCAGGUUUAAUAAAACACAAACAAAUGUCAAAUGAACAAGAUAAUCAGUUGUUGAAACCAAAGAAGAUGAAAGGUUCCUUAAAUCCAAGAAAGGCCAAGCAAAAAUCUGAGUCAGACAUAGGGAAAGAAAUUAAUGAAAAUGGUCAAAAAUGCAUUGCAGAUUAUUUGAAUGAAAAUAUACCCAAAGUGCCUGCUUACCUUGGUGUCUCACAAAAGGAUUACAUGGCAGAAAAAAGUCUUCAUACAACAACACUGAGAAGACCUUUAAAGCAUCAUUUUCAUAGCUAUUCAAGAAGCAGUGAAAGAUCAUCUAGUAGCAGAAUAUCAAGAGCCAGCAGUUCAGGAUCCUUCUCAAAAGAGACUGACAUCUCUGACAACAAAACAAAAGAAGAUGCAGAACGAGGUUCUAACACCGAACUGGGAAAAGCUGAAACUGCACAUUACAACUCUCUGAAUGUGAAUGGUCAGUCAGAAAUCUCUGCCACCUGCUCUUCUGAAACCUUGGCAAAAGACAUACAUGGAAAAAGAAAGUCACUGGCAGCCAAGUUACUUUUAGAAAGAGUGCAGCCCAAGAAAAACCAGGAACAUAUGCACCAUUCAGAGAGAUUUUCAAACACUUGUGGGGUAGAAUUAAAGGAUCACUCGCGAAGUCACUUUGCUCUUCAGUUUUCAUCAUCUGUAGAUGACAUUGCAAUGUUACCUUUACCAGAGAAACUGCUACGCAUAGGUAAAAAUGACAUGGGACAUAAUGAAAUCAGUUCAUUGGAAACCAGUGUGAAGAAAAAUAACUUUGAAGCAUCAGCGAUAACUAAUGUUGCUCUUUCAACAGAGACCAAAGAAGAACUACAUGAUGUAAACAUGGACUCAAAUCAGGCAGAAGGCAGUUCAGACUCUCUUUGUGACAAUGCUAUACAGAAGUGUGAUGACACAGUAAAUGACCUAGAAGUGUACAGUAAAUCCACCUCCAUUCCUUUAACGCAGCAGCCUAUCACAUUUUCACCCGAGGAAGUAGACAAAUACAGGUUGCUGCAGCUGCAAGCCCAGCAGCAUAUGCAGAAACAACUUCUGGCAAAACACUUGAAAGUUUUGCCUGCCCAGGGACCAGCUGCCUUCUCUGCAACACCAGCAGUUCCUGCCCUCCCUGUUCCGCAGCACACUACUGUCACCACCAUCCACCACACACUGCUGCAACGAUUUGCUGUGUCAUCAUCU
Leptosomus discolor (cuckoo roller) is the source of this 2556-nucleotide messenger RNA. The record is from RefSeq and is a predicted model, not a curated record. Lineage: Eukaryota; Metazoa; Chordata; Aves; Leptosomiformes; Leptosomidae.